Messenger RNA from Dunckerocampus dactyliophorus (ringed pipefish), 1526 nucleotides. RefSeq names its product dopamine receptor D2 like (gene drd2l). Gene Ontology annotation, cellular component: glutamatergic synapse; presynaptic membrane. The record is from RefSeq and is a predicted model, not a curated record. The transcript has 8 exons. Gene Ontology annotation, molecular function: G protein-coupled receptor activity; dopamine neurotransmitter receptor activity, coupled via Gi/Go. Gene Ontology annotation, biological process: adenylate cyclase-activating adrenergic receptor signaling pathway. The coding region runs from base 177 to 1526 and encodes 449 amino acids. Lineage: Eukaryota; Metazoa; Chordata; Actinopteri; Syngnathiformes; Syngnathidae.
GCAGCACCGGCAGCCAGCAGGGAGCAUCGGGGAGCGGAGUCGGAGCUUUUAAGCGGAGGCAGCAGACGACGAGUGGCCGAGGUGAAGGCUCGGCAGGGAAUUGGCUUGAAUCGGUCGCUGCGGUGUGACCGCGAUACUUCAGGAUGGUGAGAGGAGAGCCCAUCUGAAACCUGGACAUGACGGAUGACGUCCACCGGAGACUCCUCAUGACUCCCCCCAACGACACUGCCGGUGUUGUUACGCCGUCGCCAUCCUCGCCGCCGUACAACUUCUACGCCGCGCUGCUGGUGCUGCUCAUCUUCUGCGUGGUGUUCGGGAACGUGCUGGUGUGUGUGGCGGUGUCGCGGGACCGCGCACUGCAGACCACCACCAACUACCUCAUCGUGUCGCUAGCCGUGUCCGACCUGCUGCUCGCCACCUUGGUCAUGCCCUGGGGGGUCUACCUGGAGGUGGUGGGUGAGUGGCACUUCAGUCUCAUCCACUGCGACAUCCUGCUCACUCUGGACGUCAUGAUGUGCACCGCCAGCAUCCUCAACCUGUGUGCCAUCAGCAUCGACAGGUACACGGCGGUGGCCAUGCCGAUGCUGUACAACACCAGGUACAGUUCCAGGAGGAGAGUGGUGGUGAUGAUCACGCUGGUGUGGUUCCUCUCCUUUGCCAUCUCCUGCCCACUGCUCUUUGGACUCAACAACACGGCAGGCCGUGAAGGCGCCACGUGCAGCUUCACCGACCCGGCCUUCGUGGUGUACUCGUCGGUGGUGUCCUUCUACGUGCCCUUCAUCGUCACUCUGCUGGUGUACGCGCAGAUCUGCGUGGUGCUGCGCAAACGGGGAAGACGCACGGCGAGAGGUGGGGCCGAGGCGGCGGACGCGGCCCAGCGCCGCAGGAAGAACAGAUGCACGCAGCCUGAAGACGGGAAGCUGUGCACGCUGAUCCUGAGGCCCUCCACUGCCGCCCCGCAGCGCAAGCGAGUGACGCUGGUCAAGGAGGCAUUGGUGCACCCCCUAGACGUGGAGCCGGGGCGCUUCCUGCCGCAGUCCGGGCAGAGCUUGGCCCCACCCCCUGGCCCUCAAACCCCCUCGCACCCCGGCCGGGCCAGGAUCUCCCUGUCCGUCUCGGUAGAGCCCGCCCCGGCCCUCCCUUCCACUGUGAUGCACUCAGCCCUGAUGCCCCGCCCCCCGACCUUGGAGGCCGGCAUGAGGGGCCGCGAGGGUUGGCGGGAGCACAGCACGGUCCGGGACAGGCGGGGGGCCACCAAGGAGAAGACGAGGGGGAGGAUGUCACAGCAGAAGGAGAGGAAGGCCACGCAGAUGCUGGCCAUUGUGCUUGGUGUCUUCAUCAUCUGCUGGCUGCCCUUCUUCCUGACCCACGUGCUGAAAGCUCACUGCAGCAGCUGCUGCAUCUCUCCGUCGCUCUACAGCGGCGUCACCUGGCUGGGCUACCUGAACAGCGCCGUCAACCCCGUCAUCUACACCACCUUCAAUAUCGAGUUCCGCAAGGCCUUCAUCAAGGUCCUCCUCUGCUGA